Molecule: messenger RNA, 2945 nt
Organism: Cokeromyces recurvatus
Lineage: Eukaryota; Fungi; Mucoromycota; Mucoromycetes; Mucorales; Mucoraceae
Product: adaptin N terminal region-domain-containing protein
Exons: 7
Coding region: 128-2737 (869 amino acids)
Biological process (GO): intracellular protein transport; receptor-mediated endocytosis; Golgi to vacuole transport
Cellular component (GO): Golgi apparatus; membrane coat; AP-1 adaptor complex
Molecular function (GO): clathrin-cargo adaptor activity
Source: RefSeq, a predicted model, not a curated record
UAUUUUUUCCUUUUUAAAAGAAAUAAAAGAGCAACUUUAUAAUCUUGUACAAAUAAAAUUUAACAUUCAUAGACCUUAACAAUAAAUUGAUUUAUAGAAAAGACCAUCAGCUUAUUUUCUCUUCAAGAUGAUGAACAGUAUUAAUAAAAUUUCGCAAGAAAUUCUUGCGAAAUUACCUCUUUUCAGACUAAAAGACCUUAUUAGAGCCGUUAGAGCCUGUAAAACAGCAGCAGAAGAAAGAGCUGUAAUUCAAAAAGAAAGUGCUAACAUUAGAACAGCAUUUAAGAAUGAAAAUGCGGAUACGCGUCAUACAAAUGUUGCAAAACUGUUAUACAUUCACAUGCUUGGUUACCCCGCUCAUUUUGGUCAGAUGGAAUGUUUAAAAUUAGUCGCUAGCCCUAAAUAUGCCGACAAACGUUUAGGAUAUUUGGGUAUUAUGCUUCUGAUUGACGAAAAAACCGAAGUGCUUACAUUGGUUACCAACAGUUUGAAAAAUGAUUUAAACCAUAGCAACAUGUACAUUGUGGGUUUAGCUCUUUGUACAAUGGGUAAUAUUUCUUCAUCAGAAAUGGCUCGUGAUUUAUGUUCUGAGGUUGAGAAAUUAAUGGGUAGCUCAAAUACAUAUAUUCGCAAAAAGGCUGCAUUAUGUGCCUUGAGAAUUAUAUCUCGAGUACCCGAACUACACGAAAAUUUCAUUUCAAGAGCUAAAUCACUUUUGAAUGAUCGAAGUCAUGGUGUUCUGAUCACCGGUAUCACUUUGGUGACCGAAAUGUGCCAAAAAGAUCCCGAAAAUGUGAAAAUAUUUAGAAAGGCUGUUCCUCUCUUGGUUAGACAUCUUAAAAAUCUUACAAGCACAGGAUUUUCUCCAGAGCAUGAUGUUACAGGUGUUACAGAUCCUUUCCUUCAAAUCAAAAUUCUUCGUCUUUUGCGUAUUCUUGCUAAAAAUGAUCGUGAAGCAUCUGAAGCUAUGAAUGAUAUCCUUGCUCAAGUUGCAACUAAUACCAAGAAUAAUAAAAACGUUGGAAAUUCAAUUUUAUAUGAGACUGUAUUAACUAUUAUGGAUAUUCAGAGUGAAGCUGGUUUACGUGUAUUAGCUGUAAACAUUCUUGGUAAAUUUUUAAGUAACAGAGAUAAUAACAUUAGAUAUGUUGCAUUGGAAACGUUGAACAAGACAAUAGGUAUUGAAACUCAAGCAGUUCAAAGACAUCGUAAUAUUAUUCUUGACUGUCUUCGUGAUGGUGAUAUCUCUAUCCGUCGUCGUGCUUUAGAAUUGAGUUUUGCUUUGAUCAAUGAAGGCAAUGUUCGUGUUCUUACUCGUGAGUUACUUGCUUUCUUGGAAAUCGCCGAUACAGAAUUCAAGCAAGGUAUGACGACAAAGAUCUCACUUGCAGCCGAGCGUUUUGCUCCUAAUCAAAGAUGGCAUAUUGACACCAUGUUGCGUAUGCUCAAAUUGGCUGGAAAUUAUGUUCGAGAAGAGGUAUUAGCAGGGUUUAUUCGUCUUGUAGCUCAAACGUCAGAUUUACAACAAUACACUGUACAAAAAUUAUAUGCUGCUUUAAAACAGGAUAUUUCUCAGGAAGGUCUAGUUUUAGCAGGUGUUUGGGUUAUUGGUGAAUAUGGAGAUAUAUUAGUUAGUAGUGGAAAUUUUGAAGAAGAAGAGGGGGUUAUGAUUGAAGUAUCAGACUACUCAGUUGUCAACUUGAUGGAAUCUAUUUUACAAGGUCCUUACGCCAAUCAAGUCACCCGCGAGUACGUUAUCACAGCUCUUAUGAAACUUUCUUCGCGCCUUACCGACAGCAGUGCUCAAACUAAAAUUAAAGAAAUACUGAAUGAAUAUACUAUCAGUAUGGAGGUCGAAAUCCAACAACGUGCUGUUGAGUACACUAAUCUCUUUUCUUAUAACUCCAUUCGUCCUGCUGUUUUAGAACGUAUGCCUAUUCCUGAGUCUCGUACAAUAAUUCAAAAUAAUGCUUCUACUGAUAGUAUUGAUCGUUCAUCUACUGAGGCCAGAACUGGACCAAGUGAUCAGGAUUUAUUAUUGGAUCUUAUGGGUGUUGGCACAAGUGGUGGAAAUGGUGCUAUCGAGCAAGUUGAUGUCAUACCACAAAGUCCUGUUAAUUCAUCUUCUGCUUCUACUGCACCAUCCAAAUCAUCUAAUGCAGAUCUUUUAGCUGAUUUGUUUGGAACUGGACCCUCCUCUCAACCACCUUCACAACAAGCUGCACCUCUUAUAUCAUCAACGACCCCAGCAUCAUCAGUAGUAACCAAUAAUAAUAAUUUAAUGGACCUUUUGGGUGGUAGCAGUAUUAAUACUACUACUACUACUACAUCAAAUGUACAAACUUCAAGUCCUACCACAUCAAAUUAUGGAUUGAAUUCACUUGCUGAAUUAGGACAGGUAUUACAAAAUAGUCCAUCUACAGUAGCAAGCACAACAACUGCGAAGACAAAUUCAGCAGCAGCAGGUUAUGAAGCAUACUCAAAGAAUGGACUCACCAUUCGACUUUUACCCUCAAGAGAUAGAAAUAAUUCCUCUAUCAUCAAUAUUCAAGCCUUAUUUUCCAAUAAUGGAUCCUCUGGUGUCAUUCAUCAAUUACAGUUCCAAGCUGCUGUGCCCAAGAGUCAAAAAUUACAGAUGAAUGCACCUAGUAGCCAUACAGUUCAACCCAACACAACUGAAAAGCAACUCUUGAGAAUUAGUAAUCCACAACAGGUAAGGAUAUGUGUUUAUUUCUAAUGUUUAUCUAAUAUAACUUUUACAUAGACUAUUGUUAAACUCCGUUUACGUAUAUCCUAUGAAGUUGGAGGUGAAAAGAAAGAUGAUAUUGCUCAGUAUGGUCCUUUCCCAGAAGGAGCAUUCUAAAUUUAUUAAAAUAAAAUAAAAUAAAAUAAAAUAUGCACCUUGUUUAUUAAUAUUAUAAAUAAAGAUAUUUAUUAUAUAAAAA